UGGAAGUUCAAGUCGAACGAAAGAAAAGGAAAGUGAAAAAAGUGUUGAGUGCAAUAUUGGAAGAAUUCAGAAAAAAUUAAAACCAUGCAGCUUUCAAACAGUGCCCGGUGGAUGGUUCUUGCGGUGGCGGUGUCGUUCCUGAUGAUGGCCACCACCAUCAGUGUCAGUGAAGCUAAGCCAAUCGAUAUGUGGGAUCAGUUCACGAAAGACGGUGGCAAGAUGUUCUACAAAAUGUUGGAAUAUCUAAGUGAUUAUGAUGAGUUUGACGAAGAACAUUCGUACCAAAAGCGCGAAGGAUCGGCUCCUCUGCUGCAAACCAGUAACCGAGUGGAAAGUGGAGUUAAGGACGAUAAAUGUAAGCUGCCAGUGCGAAAGGGAGUUUGCCGAGCGCUGCUGCCGAGAUGGAGAUACGAUCCCGAAUCGAAGACCUGCCACGAGUUCACCUUCGGUGGCUGCGAUGGCAAUGCCAACAACUUCCUCACGUACGAAAAGUGCAUGGAUACGUGCAACGGAGUGUGAUCAUCGUCUUUGUCGCAAAUCGCACCACCAACAAUUUCACAAACCAUCUGGUACAAAUCCGGCGAAUGAAGGAGUGGAUCGCAGAGCUGC
This is a messenger RNA of Ochlerotatus camptorhynchus, 609 nucleotides long. RefSeq names its product kunitz-type serine protease inhibitor taicotoxin-like. The coding region runs from base 85 to 519 and encodes 144 amino acids. Gene Ontology annotation, molecular function: serine-type endopeptidase inhibitor activity. The transcript has 2 exons. NCBI's taxonomy places the organism in Eukaryota, Metazoa, Arthropoda, Insecta, Diptera, Culicidae. The record is from RefSeq and is a predicted model, not a curated record.